Molecule: messenger RNA, 810 nt
Organism: Hydra vulgaris (swiftwater hydra)
Lineage: Eukaryota; Metazoa; Cnidaria; Hydrozoa; Anthoathecata; Hydridae
Cellular component (GO): nucleus
Molecular function (GO): DNA binding
Source: RefSeq, a predicted model, not a curated record
AUGCAAAUCUUUACCAACGAAGAAGAAACAUCUUUAUCAGAUUAUCUUUUAAGGGCCUCAAAACUUCACUAUGGAUUGUCAACCAAAACAACACCAAAACCUGUCUAUGAAUUUGCAAUGACUCUUUCUAAGCGCAUUCCUAAAUCGUGGAAAAGUUUACAAAUUGCUGGGAAACAGUGGCUUCGUAGUUUUAUGUUACGUAGGAAUGAGUUAUCUUUACGAAAUCCAGAAGCUACUAAUGUUCGUCUACAACACAAGUUUCAGCCACAAAACAUAUAUAAUGUUGAUGAGACAGGUCUCACAACUGUUCAAAAAAAAGUUAAAGUAAUUGCUAAAAAAAGAGAUAAACAAGUUAGAAGGAUAACUUCAGCAGAAAGAGGGACAUUGGUAACAGUUUGUUGUGCAGUUAAUGCAAUAGGAAACUCAAUCCCUCCAUUUAUUAUUUUUCCAAGAGUUCAUUUCAAAGGAACUAUGAUAAAUGGUGGUCCACCUGGAUGUGUUGGGGUUGCAAACCCAUCUGGUUGGAUGAAUGUUGCAACCUUUUUAGAGUGGAUGAAACAUUUUAUUCAAAAUGUGAAAUGUUCACCAGCUAAUCCAGUGCUUUUACUUCUUGACAACCACGAGGGCCAUGUCUCAAUCGUGUGUUUAAAUUUAGUUAAAAAAAGUUGCAUAACUAUGCUGUCCUUUCCACCACAUUGUAGUCACAAAUUGCAGCCAUUAGAUCAGUCAGUUUAUGGGCCACUGAAACGUUAUUACAAUGCAGCCUGUGAUGAUUGGAUUGUAUCUAAUCCAAGACCAACCAUUGGUUGA